UUGGGCAAGGCAAGGGUAGCCUAUAUUAUCAUACUAUCAAGGCUGUUUUGGUUGGCUUUGGGGUGAUUGUGCUAACAUGUUCCGCUGAUUUCAGAGCGAGAAUUUGAUGUAUAAGUUGUUUUUGUACUUUUAUUUUGUAGUUCUUGCAAAUCAAAUUUCACAACUAUGGAUGAAUUUGGUGACAAGGCGAGUGACGAAAAUGUGAGCAGUUUGAGUUUGGGAGCAUCAUCGUCAACUUCACUGUCUUCACCAACAAAUGGCAUGCAAGUGGACACGCUCUCCUCGCCUUCUCAGUCUCAAGGGGAGCUCAAAGUGGACGAUGGUGGUGCAGCAGACGGAGAGAAAAGGAAUGCCUCUUUCUUAAGUCCCAGCCCAAGCCCAAGUCCUGGGACACCUACGUCGGGUAAAGAAUCGUCUCCUGUACUGGGCUCAUCGACAGACAAACUAGGUUCCUCACCAAAGACAAGUCGUGGCAGCACACCAGAGAAAAGAGCUUCAUCCUCUGACAGAGAAAAGACUCCAGAAGGCGGAGGUAGUGGGAAGGAUCGAUCCUCAUCACAUGAGAAAAGUGAGCCAUCAACGUCAGCAUCCUCUUCUUCAACUUCUGCAGGUCCCUCUCAAGACAGGAAGCGGAAGUUUGAAAUGUCUGAGGAGGAGAUAAAGCAAGUGUUGAAGAAGCAUCAGAAACAGGAAGAGGAUAGAAUGAAAAUGCAAGGGGGUUUUCACGAGAGGGUGCUUGUGUCAAAUUUUUCUGAAGAGCAGCUGAACAGAUACGAAAUGUUUCGACGUGCAACUUUUCCAAAGGCAGCUAUCAAAAGGCUAAUGCAGAACAUCACUGGAACCACUGUGUCACAGAAUGUGGUCAUUGCUAUGUCAGGCAUUGCCAAGGUUUUUGUUGGGGAAGUCAUGGAAACAGCUCUUGAUGUGCUGGAGAAGUGGGACGAGUCGGAGCCUCUUCAGCCUCGACACCUGAGAGAAGCAGUGCGGGUUCUGAGGGCCAAGGACAUGAUUCCUUCUACCAAGAGCAAAAAGACUUUGUUUUAACUUUACUCCGCUGACUGACCAUGUGUUGUGGCUGUGUUCAAUCUGCCUUUACUGUUCACUGGUUUCCGGUGAUAAAGUGUUGGGACAGGUAAUGGCCCAGGGAAAAGCGAGGAAGCCCCCCUUCCGACUGACAGUGGGAGGGUUAAGAAUCCCAGAAGGACAUAAUGACUUUCUUCUCAUCGCAGACCAUAAACAGUGACAAAGCUAUUUUUGUUGGACGCCAUGAGAUUUUUUUUCUCUCCCGGUUCUUGGUCCUGUGGAUUAGUUUGUCCUGAGGCUCAUCCUAGUCUUGUUCUUUGCCUCCUUCGCUACAAGGUCUGAAGUAUGCUUUCAGCGUAAUUAAGAUCCUUUGGCAGUAAAAAAAACCUGUUAAACAAAGGACUCAUGUUCAGACUCAUGUGCAGGGACAAAGUAUCCCCUCCAAGUACUCGCAAGAGUAUUCCCAAAGUUUUUAAAAUUGUGAACUUGUUUGUGAGAAAGAGAGAGAGAGAGAGCGCUUGUACAAACAAAUAAAACAUUUUAUGCUCUUUCAAAAA
Messenger RNA from Aplysia californica (California sea hare), 1580 nucleotides. RefSeq names its product transcription initiation factor TFIID subunit 11. Gene Ontology annotation, molecular function: protein heterodimerization activity; transcription coactivator activity. NCBI's taxonomy places the organism in Eukaryota, Metazoa, Mollusca, Gastropoda, Aplysiida, Aplysiidae. Bases 166 to 1044 code for a protein of 292 amino acids. The transcript is spliced from 7 exons. Gene Ontology annotation, biological process: RNA polymerase II preinitiation complex assembly; transcription initiation at RNA polymerase II promoter. Gene Ontology annotation, cellular component: transcription factor TFIID complex; nucleus. The record is from RefSeq and is a predicted model, not a curated record.